GUGCCUUUAGACGGCACUACAUAUUCUGCCACUAGUAAAGUGUCAUGUCCCUCAUGAGUUUCCGUCGGCUACCUUUCUCCUCCUGACACGUAGCAACCACUGUAAAGUUGGCAGGACGCUGACUACGGUUGUGCGUAUCACAGAGUAAGAAAUGUCAGGGUUUGAUAACUUCAACACAGACUUUUACCAGUCCACCUACAGCGUAGAUGACCAAAAUCAGGGCGGCUAUGGCUACAGCAACUCUGAAAACCUCGACAACAAACAAUAUGGUCAGUAUGAUUACUCCCGGCCUAUGAGCUAUCCGUCCCCGGGAAUGAUGCAACCCCAGCAGCCAUACACAGGACAAAUCUUUCAGCCCACACAGACCUACACUCCAUCAGCGUCACAGUCCAUGUACAGUAACAGCUUUGAUGAUGAGCCGCCACUGCUAGAAGAAUUAGGCAUCAACUUUGACCACAUCUGGCAGAAGACUCUGACUGUGCUCCAUCCGAUGAAAGCAGCCGAUGGCAGCAUCAUGAACGAGACCGACCUAGCUGGCCCCAUGGUUUUCUGUUUGGCGUUUGGUGCAACACUUCUACUGUCAGGAAAAAUCCAGUUUGGUUACGUGUACGGCAUCAGUGCGAUUGGCUGCCUCGGCAUGUACUGCUUGCUCAAUCUGAUGAGUAUGACGGGCGUGUCCUUCGGCUGCGUGGCCAGUGUGUUGGGAUACUGUCUCCUCCCCAUGAUUCUCCUCUCCAGCUUCGGAGUCAUUUUGUCAUUACAGGGCAUGAUGGGGAUUAUACUAACAGCAACAAUCAUCGGAUGGUGCAGUUUCUCCGCCUCAAAGAUCUUCAUCUCGGCUCUGGCCAUGGAUGGCCAGCAGUUGUUGGUGGCUUACCCCUGUGCUCUGCUUUAUGGAGUCUUUGCACUCAUCUCUGUGUUCUAAAAGUGUAUCUAUAUGUCUAUAUCCAUAUAUAUAGAUGUAUAUAAAGUUGUGCAACAGUUCAAAAUAACUGCUUUGUAAUUUCUGUCUCAUUAGCAUCCGUGUAAUUAUUUUCUAAUUACAUGGAUGCUGCAGAAACAGCGGAGCUCCUUCUGAAACAACAGAUUUUUGCUUCCUCUCUACCCCCCCACCACCCACCCACCCACCCACCACAUUCCAACUUGAUCUUGUGAAAGCAGCAGCAUAUAUUCCCUUCAUGCAUCUUAAAGUGAAGGACUGUUAAAUAAAGAUGGUGGAAAAAAGGGCCGUGGACCAUGUCAUGCCUUAUAUGGGCAGGGAGCAGUCCCGUGAUUAUUUUUAAGGACAUGAAGGGGAAAGACACAAUGGAAAACUGAGGUUCUUGGCCUUUUUAGGUGCAUAAUGACCUCCUAAUGGCUGCUGAUGCUGGGAAGUGGCUGCUGAUGCUGGGAAGUGCUCUGUCAUGGUCCUGCUUGACCUCAAUUCAGCUUUUGACACUAGACCACAACGUUUUACUGAACAGGUUAAAUGCUCUGGCUGGUAUCUCAGGUUCUGCUCUAGACUGGCUCUCCUCUUAUAUCACCAACAGAACAUUCACAGUGAAGUCGGAAACCUUUUCAUCAGACACCGCCUCUCUAACCUGCGGGGUCCCACAAGGUUCAGUUCUAGGGCCUCUACUAUUCGCGUUCUAUAUUCUUCCUCUAGCUGGCAUCAUUCAGUCUUUCCCAGACAUCUCCUACCACAUCUACGCUGACGAUAUUCAGCUCUAUAUGUCCUUCAUGCCACACCAGUUGGACAGGCUGGCCUCCCUUGUACUCUACCUGACCCAGAUCAGUAACUGACUGUCCAGCAACUUUCUUGUUCUCAACGCCAACAAGACAGAGACCCUGAUCUCUGCACCACCGGAACUUCAACCAAAAAUCAAGCAGGAAAUUGCCUCCUUUUGCCCGACAGCCAAGUCCAACAGAAACCUGGGAGUUAUUUUUGAUCCAGUUUUAAGUUUAGACUCACAUGUCAAAACCAUCUCCCGCUCUUGUUUCUUUCACCUGAGAAACAUUUCAAAAGUUUGUAAACUGGUUUCAACUGCAGAGCUGGAAAAAAUCAUCCAUGCCUUUGUGUCAUCAUGCUUAGACUACUGUAACGCUCUUUUUACUGGUCUCAGCAAAACCUCCCUCUCACGCCUUCAUGCCAUCAAAAUGCAGCAGCCAGACUCCUAACUAAAUCCAGCAGACGAACUCACAUCACUCCACUUUUACAGUCCCUCCACUGGCUCCCGGUAGAAUUUAGAAUUCAAUUUAAAGUAUUAGUGCUGACUUCUAGAGCUCUUAACAACCAGGCUCCAAGCUACCUAUCUGAGCUUUUAUCCCCACACACCACUUCACGGAAGCUUCGAUCCACAUCUCAAAACCUCCUGGCUGUUCCUCGAACCAGACUAAAAACCAAAGGGGACAGGACCUUUCAGACUAUUGCACCCUGACUUUGGAACAGUCUGCCUUCAAAACUCCAUCUCUCCAAAACUGUAGAGGUCUUCAAAAAACAUUCAAAAACUCACCUUUUCAUCUAGGUGUUCCCCCCACUAAACAUUCUGAAAGAUGGCUUUGUCUUUGUUCAUACCUUGACUUUGUUUUUACUCCUGGUUUUAUUUACUAUUUUGUCACUGCUAUUGGUUUUUAUGAUCUGUUUUUAUCGGUUUGAAGUAUUUGCCCUGAUUUUAUUCAUGUUGUACAGCGCUUUGUGAUUCAUAUCUGCGAAAGGCGCUUUAUAAACAAACUUUUACUUACUUACUUUUAGGUAGGUCCGAGUGGAGAAAUUCUCCAAAUCUUUUUUUUUUUGUGCUUAUUUGGCAAACUCCCAACAGCUUCUACAAGACUAAGAGAAACGCCCACUUUCAUUCUGCUCCAGACCACAAGUUCUCCAUCUUUUCCUCUCAAGGGGAACAAAAAGUUGCAGCUCUCUGUAAGCUGAGGAACCAUGAAGCCUCCCGGUUGUAUCAACUUCAUCAAAAAGAGCUCUUCUAGUUUUAUUUAAUCUUUUCAGAAACAUUUGUUCUUUUCCAGACGACACAAGCAACAAUGUUUUAAUUGACCAAGAAUAAAAUAUCUAGAAGACAUUUUACCCGUCUAGAGAAGCUCUUUGUUGUCAUCACGUCUUCAUUUCAGAGACUGAUCUCUGUACACUUUGUGUCAUCUGUCGUUCCACAUUAAACUUCAUUUUUUUGGGA
Molecule: messenger RNA, 3161 nt
Organism: Nothobranchius furzeri (turquoise killifish)
Lineage: Eukaryota; Metazoa; Chordata; Actinopteri; Cyprinodontiformes; Nothobranchiidae
Gene: yipf5
Product: Yip1 domain family, member 5
Biological process (GO): regulation of ER to Golgi vesicle-mediated transport; endoplasmic reticulum to Golgi vesicle-mediated transport; vesicle fusion with Golgi apparatus
Cellular component (GO): trans-Golgi network; membrane
Source: RefSeq, a predicted model, not a curated record